Priceomyces carsonii is the source of this 1179-nucleotide messenger RNA. RefSeq lists its product as uncharacterized. The transcript has a single exon. Bases 1 to 1179 code for a protein of 392 amino acids. NCBI's taxonomy places the organism in Eukaryota, Fungi, Ascomycota, Pichiomycetes, Serinales, Debaryomycetaceae. The record is from RefSeq and is a predicted model, not a curated record.
AUGACAACGAAGGCAGAAAGGGAUUCUGUUAUCGAGUCUCUUGAAGAAGAAUAUCGGGAAGACUUGGCCAUACAUCUCUAUUCAACUUUUUUGUUGCAUCAAAUUAAUCCAAUUUUUCCCAGGAGAAAUUGGGCCAGUUGGCCAUUGAGCAUAAACGAGGUACCUGAUCCUAGAAAUACGUUGAAAUACGCUGAUAAUAUUGUUAGCGAGGGACAGUUUAAUCUGGAUAUUGAUAAAGAUGAAAAAUUAGGCGAAAAGAGAGACGAAAGUUCAGAAAGUUCAGAAGACGAGAGCCUUGCAAGCGACGAAAGCAGUUUUGAUAGUGAUGAAAGAGUGGAUACAAUGCUGGCAAUGAAGAUAAGGUCAGUUUCAUUUAGUGAAUCCUUAACCAACAGCAAAGCUGAUCUAAUCAAUGAAUUAAAUUCUUUAGUGGAAAGGAAAGUGAAUGAGAAGAUUAAAUCUUCACUGCAUCAUGAUAUGGAAACAUCUCCUGCAAUAUCUGGUAAAAUAUCAAAAGAUAUUAGUAUGGCGAUUGCAAACAAAGUAGACAAAGUGCUCAAUCAAGUUUUAAUCUUUGGAAGGGCGAGCACUUCCAAGAGCACUGCAAAGAGAAAGUUCACUCGCUUAUUAUCCUGGCAAGACAUAAUUAUGGCAGGAAUGAACUCGGAACUCACUCUGAAAGUAAAGUUUCCUAUCAGCCUGUAUGAGCAGCUAUAUGAAAAAUGUGAAAAGCUUUUCGAAAACGUAAACUACAACUAUGAAUUUGAUGAUGAUGACAACAACGAUGAUGAUGACGAUGAUGAUGACGAAGGUCUGAGCGACAGAAUAUUAGGCUCGAAGCAGAAAUUCUCAAGAGAAGAAUACCUAGAUCUGCUCGAAGAAGAAAACUCUUCUAAUGCCACGUAUAAUGAUCUUAAGGGACAAAUACACAAUAGGCAGUCUAGUGACCUCAAACACAAAGCAUUGAAAAAAAUAGUAAUAUUAAACAAAAUCAGGAAUGAAGAAAAAUGGAGCUCACUUCUGUGGAAACCUGAUGCGGGAACACAAGAUAGCAAGAAACACCGAAAGAGAUUUCCCAUAAAGAAUAAAACUCAAGAUAUGAAUGAACUUAAAUCUCUUGCACUUAAUCAUGGUGGAUUACAAAUUGAUGAUAAUGAUUACGUCAUUCCAUUGAAUUAA